Molecule: messenger RNA, 783 nt
Organism: Cooperia oncophora
Lineage: Eukaryota; Metazoa; Nematoda; Chromadorea; Rhabditida; Trichostrongylidae
Source: the annotation of a GenBank genome assembly
AUGGCAGGAUCACCAUUCCAGGAAGUCACGAUUGGUGUAAGAAGAAGUGCAGACAGCACAUUCUCACACACCUUCAGUAAUUUAAACGACUGCACUCCAGGGCCAUUCGCGCAGUCGGUUCGAUUCAUAAAUAUCGACCAAGGCGCGACACGCGUACUGCCUGCAUACUGUGCGAUUCCUGCACCUGCCGCUGCGUCGUCAAACAGCCAAGACGUUCUCAGAGAGAAUACCGAUGGUAAUCUUCGCUGUGGAGAGCAGUGCGGCGAUGAGCACAGCAGUCACAGAACUCGUUGCUGUCAUCAAAGCGAUGAUCGAUACACGCGCUGGAUCUCGGACGCUAAUUAUGCCAUCGGGAGCAUACUUAACCUUGAUAGUAUUACGAUGACAAAGGUACAAGUGAGGACUGUUUCGAGCACAAAUAAGCCCAAUGAUUUCACUGAUCAGUUUACCACCACAAUGGCAGAACUAGCUCAAAAUGAGAAGCAGAUUGAAGAAAGUUUGUCAUUGGAUGUUAUACACAAGGCAAGCGAAAUCUCCAUUCUAUCUCCGACUAUUCUAUUUCUGUUUACGUCCACACCUUCUGAACAUUCUACGGUGGACUCAAGACCAAUUUCAAGAAAUAUGCAGCUGACGUCAUUGCUGGUGUCGUCGAUCGAGGCAACUUCGUUGGUACUGGACGAUGCAGCUGAGGAUUGUUCGAAAUCGACGGCGUUCAGUUUUUUCAUAGAAGAUGUUGCCACCACCGCUGUCAUAAAUGUGGUUGGCCUAGGGUACUUCUGUUAA